Molecule: messenger RNA, 1001 nt
Organism: Capsella rubella
Lineage: Eukaryota; Viridiplantae; Streptophyta; Magnoliopsida; Brassicales; Brassicaceae
Product: late embryogenesis abundant protein 1
Exons: 2
Coding region: 65-832 (255 amino acids)
Source: RefSeq, a predicted model, not a curated record
AAUCAUAUAGCAAAAAUUUUGAAUUGGAAGAAACAAUUCUUUGUUUUUCUUGAUUUGAUUGAAAAUGGCGGCCAUGCAACUAACAAGAACUGCUCUCUUUGGUCUCUCAAAGGCUUUCCCUGGAAUCAAAUCUCCGGCAACUCUCGCUGCUUCUACUAGGCAAAUCUCUCGUGUCUGCUUCGCCUCCUCUGUUAGCCAUUCCGAGGGAAGAGAUCCGCUAGAUAACGCUAGAGAUUCAAGGACUGAUUCAGCUUACGGAUCAAAGAAAUGGAGGGAUGAUAUCCAAGAGAACUAUGCCCAAGCGGCUCAAGACAAGGCCAACGAAGGAGCGAGCAAAGCUGCAGAUAAAGCCUACGAAACAAAAGAGCAAGCGAAGGACACAGCGUACAAUGCAAAAGAGAAGGCUAAGGAUUAUGCGGAACGGACUAAAGACAAGGUCAACGAAGGUGCGUCGAAGGCAGCGAAUAAAGCUGAAGAUACAAAAGAAAGAGCUAAGGAUUACGCUGAAGAUACGAUGGACAAUGCAAAAGCGAAAGCUCGAGAUGCGAAAGAGAAGGUGAAAGAGUAUGGAGAAGACACUAAGGAGAAGGCAGAAGGGAUUAAGGAGACUGUGAAGGGUAAAGCUGAAGAACUUGGGGAGAAGACGAAGGAGACUGUGAAAGGAGCUUGGGAGAGUACGAAAAAUGCUGCUCAGACCGUGACUGAAGCUGUGGUUGGGCCUGAAGAGGAUGCAAAGAAGGCCCGGGCUGAUAUCGAUAAAACCGUGGAAGACCAUACGAAGAAACAAGCGGAGAAAGAUCGGAAAGAGGAUGAUUUCAUCACAUUUAACUGAUGUGGAAGACAUAUGUAUAUCUUUGUGUUUCUCAGGGUCAUUUCUUCAUGUAUUGCUCUGCUUUCAGUUUUUUUCUCUGUUUACAAACUAAACUUGGUCUCAUGUACGUGACAAUGUGAGAUGCUUUAGUAUAUAAUUAAAUAAGACAAAACUAUGGUUAUUUCUAUGA